GUUAUAAGAAGAGAGUGGAUUCACAGAGCCGAAAGAACCACCGAAGUGGUGAAGUAGAUGUUGAAAAGUAGGGGAAGCAAGCGCUAACCCCAUCCAAACCUGACUAUUUAAAUUUUUUAUUUACUAACAAUAACAUUGGAAGAACAAGUUAGCGUUAGGGCAGUGAAGUUCGUGCUAAAUGAGAACAGAGCUGCUGGGUGAAUUCUGCUCUGAUUCCUGGUUAUUGGCAAUCUCCUCCUGUAUAUUUCUUGCCAUAUCUCAUUGCUACAAAACAAUUGGAUUACAUGUCAGUGUCACGCUCUUUUUCUUCUUCUUCAACUUCUAACCAAUACUGUGCAUUGCUCAAACAAUGCUACCAAACGCAGGACGCAAAGAGGCUCCACUGCCACAUUUUGAAGGCCUCUCCAAACCCCGAAACCUUUCUGUUAAACAACCUCAUCAACACCUAUGCCAAGCUCGGCAGCAUAACCUAUGCCUGCAGGGUGUUCGACCAAAUGCCUCAACCGAAUAUCUAUUCUUGGAACACCCUUCUAUCCUCCUAUUCCAAAUUGGCUCGUCUUCCUCAGAUGCAACACGUGUUUGAUGUAAUGCCAGCGCGAGAUAUGGUGUCCUGGAAUUCCCUUAUUUCAGGCUAUGCUGCUUCUGGUUCCCUCGUUCAGUCCGUGAAGGCUUAUAAUCUGAUGUUGAAUGAUGGGACCGUCAAUUUGAAUCCAAUUGCAUUGUCAACUAUGCUUAUACUUGUUUCCAAUCAGGGCCGUAUUCGUUUGGGUAGGCAGAUUCAUGGGCAUGUGUUGAAAUUUGGUUUCCAGUCGUAUGUUUUUGUUGGGAGUCCUUUGGUGGAUAUGUACUCAAAAACAGGGCUGAUAUCUUGUGCAAGGCAGACUUUUGAUGAGAUGCCUGAGAAGAAUGUGGUUAUGUAUAAUACAAUGAUCGCGAGGCUUAUGCAAUGUGGUAGAAUUGAAGAUUCAAGGCAAUUGUUUUAUGAGAUGUGCAAAAAGGAUUCAAUUUCUUGGACUGCAAUGAUUACGGGAUUUUCUCAGAAUGGUUUGUCCAGAGAAGCAAUCGAUUUGUUCAGAAAGAUGAGAUUGGAAAAUCUAGAUAUGGAUCAGUACACAUUUGGAAGUGUGUUAACUGCCUGUGGUGGUGUUAUGGCUUUGCAAGAAGGCAAGCAAGUUCAUGCUUACGUAAUUAGGACAGAUUAUCAAGAUAAUAUAUAUGUUGGUAGCGCUCUUGUUGACAUGUAUUGCAAGUGUAAGAGUAUAAAAUCAGCACAAACAGUGUUUAUGAAGAUGACUUGCAAAAAUGUUGUAUCUUGGACUGCGAUGUUGGUGGGUUAUGGACAAAAUGGUUACAGUGAAGAAGCUGUAAAAGUCUUUAGUGAUAUGCAAAAAUAUGGGAUUGAACCAGAUGAUUUCACCCUUGGGAGUGUAAUUAGCUCCUGUGCAAACCUUGCAAGCCUAGAAGAAGGUGCUCAAUUUCAUGGAAGAGCUUUGGUUUCUGGCCUAAUUUCUUCUAUUACUGUCUCCAAUGCUCUGGUGACAUUAUACGGUAAAUGUGGAAGCAUUGAAGACUCCCAUAAACUUUUUAGUGAAAUGAGCUUCAGGGAUGAAGUCUCUUGGACUGCACUUGUUUCUGGAUAUGCCCAGUUUGGUAAAGCCAAUGAAACAAUCAGGUUAUUUGAAAGCAUGUUAGCCCAUGGUUUCAAACCUGACAAAGUUACUUUUAUUGGGGUUCUUUCAGCUUGCAGUAGAGCUGGACUAGUAGAGAAAGGAAAUCAGAUAUUUGAUUCAAUGAUUACGGAACAUGGAAUUGUACCAGUUCAUGAUCAUUACACCUGCAUGAUUGACCUCUUCAGUCGAGCUGGGAGGUUAGAAGAGGCAAAAAAAUUUAUAAACAAGAUGCCUUUCAGCCCUGAUGCAAUUGGUUGGGCAUCCUUAUUAAGUUCAUGUAGAUUCUAUGGGAACAUGGAAAUUGGCAAAUGGGCAGCUGAGUUUCUUCUAAAAUUAGAACCACAUAACACUGCUAGCUACAUCUUACUUUCAAGCAUGUAUGCUGCUAAAGGGAAAUGGGAAGAAGUUGCCAAAUUAAGAAAAGGGAUGAGAGAUAAGGGUCUGAGAAAGGAACCGGGAUGUAGCUGGAUCAAAUAUAAGAAUCAAGUAUACAUUUUCUCUGCUGAUGAUCGGUCCAACCCAUUUUCAGAUCAGAUAUAUUCUGAGCUAGAAAAGUUGAACCAUAAAAUGGUUCAAGAGGGAUAUGUACCUGAUAUGAAUUCUGUUCUGCAUGAUGUAGAGGAUUCCGAGAAAAUAAAGAUGCUUAAUCACCAUAGUGAAAAGCUUGCAAUUGCCUUUGGGUUGAUAUUUAUUCCUCCUGGUUUCCCUAUACGAAUAGUGAAAAAUUUGAGAGUUUGUGGGGAUUGCCACAAUGCAACCAAGUAUAUAUCUAAGAUCACCCAGAGAGAGAUUCUUGUAAGAGAUGCCGCUCGAUUCCACCUGUUUAAAGAUGGAAUGUGUUCAUGUGGAGACUUUUGGUGACAGGUCCAGUUGUUGUUCUCUAAAGUCUAAAAGCAAUCCAGAAAACUAUUUCGUAAAAUGACUACUACGCACUGGAUUCUUCAUUUUGAAGAGACAUAACCUCUUUCUUCCAAAAGUGAGUAUAAUUACCAUAUAAGUGCAAUGCAACUGCGUAGGGUAUCCUACAAUUCUAUACUGACUUGAACCGCAUCACAAAAUAUGGUCCCCUCUUCCUACUAACUUAUCAAUGGUGUUAUAAUUUGAGGGGGAAGAAACUCAACAACUGAUGAAUGUAUGAGCACAUACUGAAGUGUUUGCACAAAAGCACGUCUGCAUGUCUGUUAAAAUUCCUCACAAUCCCCCUUAAUGAUUAACUACAAUAUAAGACCUAUUUUAGAAACAACUUCAAUUUCUGUGGAAGGGAAUGGCUGCUUGCCUAAUAAAUGCUCGUAUAACGUGUUUGUUCAGGGAUUGUUGCGAAAAUGUGAUAUUUCCAGGUCUAGAAAAUACCUUCAAAUAAUGAAAAGCAAAGGAUUUCUACUAGAUGCUACCACAACAGAGUUGCUUAUAUGUUUCUCUGCUAGUGAAGGAGAGAAAGCAUUUGAAGAGUUGCUACAGAACUGAAAUUUGUUUGAAUUAGUCUCUCUAUUCAUGAUUUGAUUUGGGUUCAUAUCAAGUUUUAGAAACCAGUCUGAUCAUAAUGUUAGCCCAUCAACCAAUCCCCUUGAUUAAUGGUUGGAGUCCAUCCUUUAGACCACUGUGGGUUCAACUGCUCUAAUUCGUCAUAACCCAAUGGUGUAGAAAUAUAAGGAAGCACAUGGAAUGAUGUCAUUUUAUGAAAGGAGCGCACGUGUUUGGCCGAGACAUUAACCCAAUUCGAUACAAACAAGAUGAAGGAAGACCUUGUUUUCUAGCUUGCAGUUGCAAAAUUGUGGUAGAGAUAUAAUUGUAUGGUGUCCUUUCAUAUGGAGGUAUGUUUCAAAAGCACCCCAAACAAUUGUAUUCAAUGUUUUUUGUUUUACCUGCUGAUCUCUCCAGUCUCCGCGGCGUUUCCAUAGUUUACAGUUUACACCUAUAAAUCAGAAGAUAUGUUUAAAAUGUUCAUAUGUCUUUAAACUAGAAGGUAUAAAUAUGUCUAUGCAAUUUCUAAUUCAAUAUUUUUUUUCCCUCUAAUAAGAAUGAUGCAUAAAAAAAGAGGCGAUUUCAGAGACAUUCAGCAAACCAUAUCUGUGAAGUAUAUACUAGCUUUAACAUUUACAUCAACUUGAAUGACAAAAACUGGAAGGAAUGUUUUGACAUGGAA
Abrus precatorius (Indian licorice) is the source of this 3813-nucleotide messenger RNA. RefSeq names its product putative pentatricopeptide repeat-containing protein At1g68930. Gene Ontology annotation, biological process: RNA modification. The transcript has 2 exons. The record is from RefSeq and is a predicted model, not a curated record. The coding region runs from base 285 to 2531 and encodes 748 amino acids. Gene Ontology annotation, molecular function: zinc ion binding; RNA binding; protein binding. NCBI's taxonomy places the organism in Eukaryota, Viridiplantae, Streptophyta, Magnoliopsida, Fabales, Fabaceae.